GAGCUAUUUUAUCGACUGUAGAUGUAAAUUAUAAAAUUUUAAGGAGAACCCACUUGAAUCAAUGAAACGACGUGAGAGCAGACUGAAGUCUGGAUACACGGAUGCAAUCCUCGGCGGGAUCAGCUUGAGAAGGAACAGGGGAUAAAGGGAUGCGUGGUGCGCGCUUUGUCGGCCAUUACGGAUUCGUUUGGAUUCAUUUUCGUGGACGCGUUGUUCAACUUCGGAAUUGUUUUUGACAAAUAUCGUAGUACAAGGAACCGAGGCUAUUAUUGAAAUCGAUUGAGCGAGAAUCCGGAUUUCGUCAGACAUGGACGUGAAUAGAUCCAGCAACGGUGACUACAAGUAUCAGAGAGAUGAGGAUGUCGACGAAAAACCCAGGUCACUCGAUGAGUCUGAGAAGGAUCACCAGUCCGACAAGGCCGGCGAGUAUAUGAACGAGCUCUUGCAAGAAAAGAUCGAAUUAGAUGGGCAAAAAUGGCCCAACGCCAUCCGAUUGUUGGAUCAAGAAAUUCAAAAAACAGAAACUUUGCGAAGACCAAUGAGAGAAUCAAAAUAUGUGGAUAUCUAUCGUGAAAAGCAUGUUCGUGUAUCUGUCAAAGUACUAGUACCCAUCCGUGAACAUCCUAAAUUUAAUUUUGUUGGGAAAUUGCUUGGUCCGAAAGGCAAUUCUAUGAAACGCUUGCAAGAAGAGACAAUGUGCAAAAUGGCAGUGUUAGGCAGAGGAUCUAUGAAAGAUAAACAAAAAGAAGAAGAACUUCGUGCUUCCAUGAAUUUGAAAUAUGCGCAUCUUGCCGACGAUCUGCACGUGGAGAUUACAGCUAUUGCCCCACCGGCGGAAGCUUAUGCUCGUAUUGCUUUCGCGCUCGCCGAAGUGCGAAAAUAUUUAAUUCCCGAUAACAAUGACAAUAUACGCCAAGAACAAAUGCGUGAAAUGGAGAUGGGCAUGUCUGAUGAUACUGUCUCAAACGAUCGCAGACCUUCGAUGAGAGGACCUUCGAAUCUUGAUGGUAAUAUACCGAGGCCUGCUGCAAGACAGGGACCUAGACAGUCUAGAGCUAUGUUUCCUCCACCUGUGAAUCGUGGGCCACAUGCUCGUGGACCUGCAGCAUCUAAAUCAAAGGUGUUCUCCAUUUUGGAUCGUGCGAGAGUUGCUAUGGAUCAAGGUUACAAUUAUGAUAGUCAAACUCCUGCAACAAAUCGUACUGGAUCACAUGAUUUUGAUUAUCACGGUUCAUCAGGUGGUAACAAUCGAUAUGGUGAUCGUUAUACAUCAAAUGCUGGAUACACGACUUACGAAUAUGAUGAUGAGUCUGCACCACAUUCUUCACGUGAUUAUUACGACUCUUCUGAUUAUACAGACGAGUCGUCGAGCCGCGCUUGGAAAUCUUACAAGACUACAACGACGUCAGGCGCAGCCUCGCGUUACCGCACUACCCCAUAUACACGACCUUCCAACAUUGUUGCUAAUUCAUUGGCGGCUAAUCUUCCUUAUGCACGGCGGCCUAUAAUGCCCAAUAUGCAGAAACCGAUAAAUGAAAGAAAUCGUCCUUAAUUGAUCGGCGAACGAAGAUUAAUACGAUUAUUUUUCGCGGCCACUGGAUAAACAGGAAUGUAUAAACCUGACCUAUAAUUAAACCUUAAAUUAAAAUAUGGAAUUUACACACGAAUCAAAAUUCGAUAUUUUUAAUUAAUAA
This is a messenger RNA of Trachymyrmex septentrionalis, 1694 nucleotides long. Its product is annotated as KH domain-containing, RNA-binding, signal transduction-associated protein 3-like. Bases 308 to 1552 code for a protein of 414 amino acids. Lineage: Eukaryota; Metazoa; Arthropoda; Insecta; Hymenoptera; Formicidae. Gene Ontology annotation, cellular component: nucleus. The record is from RefSeq and is a predicted model, not a curated record. Gene Ontology annotation, biological process: regulation of alternative mRNA splicing, via spliceosome. The transcript is spliced from 10 exons. Gene Ontology annotation, molecular function: mRNA binding.